Messenger RNA from Fusarium subglutinans, 735 nucleotides. RefSeq lists its product as uncharacterized. The record is from RefSeq and is a predicted model, not a curated record. The transcript has a single exon. Lineage: Eukaryota; Fungi; Ascomycota; Sordariomycetes; Hypocreales; Nectriaceae. Bases 1 to 735 code for a protein of 244 amino acids.
AUGAGCAAGUCCUACGACCAGCUCCCAGCAAACAACAACAUGCAGCCUGCCAACACUGUCUUUGAAGUCGACUUCAAGUGGAACAAGAUGAAGGCUUUAGUCUCAGAAAAAAACCCUCAGACAAACACCUCAACACCCAAGUACAUCGUCGACUAUCAUGCCUUCAAAUGCACCGCCCUCGUCUUCCAUCCCUACGAGGACCCUAAAGCUGUAAUCGGCACUGGUACACUCCAUCCCGUCACAAUCCAUGCAACCUACGAGCUCCACGGCCAAAAAGGCACUAUCAAAGCACUAAAGCGCUUCAUGACAUCAUACACCCACCUCUCAUACAACUACUCCAACAAUCCUGACGGAACACCCGCUGCCAUGACAUGGGCCAGUGCUAGUAGCUUCAAGACAUGGGACUUUAUCUGUCUCGAUGAGCAACAGUCUGCAGUGGCCAAGUUCUCUGCUAACUGCUGGUCUCUCAACAAUAUCGGGUGUAUCGAGUUUCUAGGACCCAAGGCUAAUGAUCCUGCGGCAAGAGAAGAGAUCCUGGUAACUGGCAUGACAUUGUGUUAUCAGAUGAUCCUUCGCACGACCAACUUCUUAAAUCUUGGUGGUGCUAUCUUUGCAAGAACUGGGCCGUUGGACAAGGAGGCAGCGCCCAAGAAACCAAUGGGAAAUGGAGACGGCAAGAGUAUUAAGGAGUUGGAAGUGACUUCGGGGAUAGAUACUGGGCUUGAGAAAGCAUAG